UUUGCUAUUAUGCUCAUGUUCCACUCUCCACUCUCCCUGCUGCUAUAAAUAAAUGCCUCCCUGGCAUUUCCGCCCUACUCUCCACUGCCAUUACUUCACCUCCAUACACCCGCCCGUACCCAAACUUUUCCCCGCUAACCUCCGCAUCACAACCGCCACCCUCAUGUCCUUCCGCCCCAACUACCAAGGCGGCGGCCGCAGAGGCGGUGCCUCAUCCUCCGGUCGCGGCGGAGGCCGCCGUGGAGGCAGCGGCGGCCGUGGUGGCGGACGCGGCGAGCAACGAUGGUGGGACCCUGUUUGGCGAGCUGAGCGCCUGAGGCAACAACAGCCCGAGAAGGAGGUGUUUAAUGAGAAUGAAUGGUGGGAUAAGAUAGAGAAGAUGCAAAGAGGAGGGGAACAGGAGCUGAUUAUCAAGCGUUACUUCAGCAUUGGUGACCAGCAAACCCUAGCUGAUAUGGCUUAUAAGCAGGGUCUUUACUUCCAUGCUUAUAAUAAGGGGAAGACUCUCGUUGUUAGCAAAGUUCCACUGCCUGAUUACCGUGCAGAUCUUGAUGAGCGCCAUGGAACAACACAGAAGGAGAUUAGAAUGUCCACAGACAUUGAGAGGAGAGUAGGGAAUCUUUUGAACAGCUCACAGUCAAUGGAGACAGAAACUGCUAGUUUGCCUUCUGUAUCAACUGACCUUGGACAUAAACAAUCAAUGAGUACUACAAAGUCUGUUUCUUCACAGCAGACUGAUUCUUCAAAGGAGAAACUUAGUGUUAAACUCAAGGAAAAGCAGAAACUUAUGCAGGCAAGUGAUGCUUUGAAGGAAAUGAAAUCAUUUAGGGAGAAGCUUCCUGCAUUCAAAAUGAAGUCUGAGUUUCUGAAAGCUGUUAGCAAAAAUCAGGUAUUGGUAGUUUCAGGAGAGACAGGAUGUGGCAAAACAACACAGCUGCCUCAAUUCAUUCUGGAAGAAGAAGUAUCAUGUUUGCGUGGAGCUGAUUGCAACAUAAUUUGUACUCAGCCUCGUCGUGUAUCUGCGAUUUCUGUUGCAGCUCGAAUAUCUGCUGAACGGGGCGAGAUCCUCGGUGAAACAGUCGGAUACCACAUCCGUCUUGAAACAAAACGUUCUGCAGAAACACGCCUUCUCUUCUGCACCACUGGUGUCUUACUUCGACAGUUGGUCCAAGAUCCGGAGUUGACCGGCGUUAGUCAUUUGCUGGUUGAUGAAAUUCAUGAAAGAGGCAUGAAUGAAGACUUUUUAAUUAUAAUUUUACGUGAUCUUCUUCCUCGACGCCCUGAUUUACGCCUCAUUGUAAUGAGUGCUACUAUCAACGCUGAUUUGUUCUCGAAUUACUUUGGAAAUGCCCCAACUAUACACAUACCGGGAUUUACUUUUCCUGUAGCGGAGCACUACCUAGAAGAUGUGUUGGAGAAAACUCGAUACACCAUCAAGCCAGAGUUUGACAAUUUUGAGGGAAAUUCAAGGAGAAAAAGGAAACAACAGGAUUCUAAGAAGGAUCCUUUGACUGAAAUGUUUGAGGAUGUUGAUGUAGAUACUCAUUAUAAGAACUACAGCUUGGGUGUUAGAAAAUCUCUUGAAGCUUGGUCAGGUUCACAGAUUGAUUUGGGUCUGGUAGAGGCUUCAAUUGAGUAUAUAUGUCGAAAUGAAGGUAGUGGAGCAAUUCUUGUAUUUCUUACCGGCUGGGAUGAAAUCUCUAAGCUACUUGACAAACUUAAGGGAAACAGAUUGCUUGGAGAUCCUAGCAAGUUCUUAAUCCUUCCAAUACAUGGCUCAAUGCCUACUGUCAACCAAUGUGAAAUAUUUGAUCGUCCUCCCCCUAACAAGAGAAAAAUUGUGCUAGCAACAAAUAUUGCUGAGAGUAGCAUCACAAUAGAUGAUGUUGUGUAUGUCGUAGACUGUGGUAAAGCAAAGGAGACCAGCUAUGAUGCUCUAAAUAAGCUUGCCUGCUUGUUACCAUCAUGGAUUUCAAAGGCUUCAGCUCGUCAGAGACGCGGUCGUGCUGGUCGAGUGCAACCCGGAGUGUGUUAUAGGUUGUAUCCUAAACUGAUCCACGAUGCUAUGCCAGAGUAUCAGUUAGCUGAAAUCCUCCGAACACCGUUGCAAGAGUUGUGCCUGCAUAUUAAAAGCUUGCAGCUUGGAACUGUGGCAUCAUUCUUAGAAAAGGCACUUCAGCCACCAGAUUCUCUUGCGGUUCAGAAUGCUAUUGAACUUCUCAAAACAAUUGGCGCAUUAGAUGAGAAAGAGGACCUUACUCCACUGGGUCAGCAUCUUUGUACUAUACCUUUGGACCCAAAUAUUGGAAAGAUGCUUCUCAUGGGCUCUAUCUUUCAAUGCCUCAAUCCUGCCUUAACUAUUGCUGCUGCUCUUGCUUAUCGUAACCCAUUUGUCUUACCCAUAAACAGAAAAGAGGAAGCUGAUGCAGCAAAAAGAUCUUUUGCCGGUGAUUCUUGCAGCGAUCAUAUUGCGCUUCUUAAAGCUUUUGAAGGAUGGAAGGAGGCAAAACGUAGUGGGAAUGAAAAAGAUUUUUGUUGGGAGAAUUUCCUAUCCCCAGCGACCUUGCGGUUGAUUGAUGAUAUGAGGAUGCAAUUCCUCAAUUUAUUAUCUGACAUUGGAUUUGUUGACAAGUCCAGGGGUGCUAAUGCUUACAACCAGUAUAGUCAUGAUCUGGAGAUGGUCUGUGCAAUUCUUUGUGCUGGUCUGUACCCUAAUGUUGUACAGUGCAAAAGAAGAGGAAAACGGACAGCACUCUACACUAAAGAAGUCGGGAAGGUCGACAUCCACCCCUCUUCUGUUAACGCAGGGGUUCACAUCUUUCCUCUGCCCUACUUGGUAUAUAGUGAAAAAGUGAAAACUACCAGCAUCUAUAUUAGAGACUCCACUAACAUUUCAGAUUAUGCCCUACUUCUAUUUGGUGGUAAUCUUGUCCCUUCCAAAAGUGGUGAUGGCAUAGAGAUGCUUGGAGGUUACCUUCAUUUCUCUGCUUCGAAGAGUGUCAUUGAGUUGAUAAAGAAAUUACGCGGGGAGCUUGACAAGCUUCUAAACAGAAAGAUUGUAGAACCAGGGUUGGACGUUUCUGGUGAAGGAAAGGGAGUGGUUGCCGCUGCUGUUGAGUUGCUGCACAAUCAAAUGAUUCGAUGAGCUCUUUUUUCUUUUCCGGGGGCCGACGCUUACUAUGUCUCGCCUUUCAUUAGCUAUUAUAACUAGAACAAAGUUUUGAUGACUUUGCUAGCAGUUUUUAUCAAUCGCUAGCAAUAUUACCUAUCUGGAAUGUAUAUGUGCAAUAUCUGUUUUUAUCUGGUUAGAAAGGAGAUACUAACACUGGAGAAAGAAAGGAUGAAGUGGGAUACUGGGAUUGAAUUAUACGUCAGAUUCUUCUCACAAGUGAAAUGGAGUAGCAUUGAGCGGUUGAGCCCCAUAUACCUAUUGGCAGCUAGUAUUUUUUUUUUUUUUUGUGGUUUCAUACGGAAAGAUUUGUAGCUAGUAUGUUAUACACUUGUACCUAAUUUAUUUUCCAUUGCUGUCCGGUUUGGUUUUUA
This is a messenger RNA of Lotus japonicus, 3543 nucleotides long. Its product is annotated as DExH-box ATP-dependent RNA helicase DExH1. The record is from RefSeq and is a predicted model, not a curated record. Lineage: Eukaryota; Viridiplantae; Streptophyta; Magnoliopsida; Fabales; Fabaceae. The coding region runs from base 53 to 3145 and encodes 1030 amino acids. Gene Ontology annotation, cellular component: intracellular anatomical structure; nucleus. Gene Ontology annotation, molecular function: RNA binding; ATP binding. The transcript has 16 exons.